Pocillopora damicornis (cauliflower coral) is the source of this 1988-nucleotide messenger RNA. RefSeq names its product focal adhesion kinase 1. Gene Ontology annotation, biological process: protein phosphorylation. Gene Ontology annotation, molecular function: ATP binding; protein kinase activity. NCBI's taxonomy places the organism in Eukaryota, Metazoa, Cnidaria, Anthozoa, Scleractinia, Pocilloporidae. The record is from RefSeq and is a predicted model, not a curated record.
AUGAAGUAAAGGAAGACGUAAUCAGGAAACUGAAGAACUGUUGGCCAGGUCUUGUUACAGAGGAUCAAGUCUUCUUUAUGUCAGUUAAAGAUGCUAAAAAAGCGGCGAAAGAUGGAAGAGUAAGUGACGACUUUGUGAACUUCAUGAAUAGCAUGGGAUCCAUGAUCUUCAAGAGUUGUAAGACCAGACUGGAAAUUCACUGGAGAUGGCUUUAUCACUUCCUUUUAUGGAUUUCCUACUGGGCAACCAGUGUUCUGAAAAACAAGGCCCAAGAACGAAUACAAGAAAUUCGUCGUCGCUUGGAUGUUCUUGAAAAACGACAAAGCGAGGAUUUGACUAAUCUUCGCAGACGGAUGGAUGAUACCGUCCAUGAGGCAGUGCUGACACUCACUGCGUAUCUCAAGUCGGAUGGUGUCCGACGCAGAUUUGGUGACUGGACCGAAGAUGAAGUUCGUAAAACAUUUGAGGAAAAAGGGAGUGAUGGGGUCGUUCAGAUUUUUCAGAAGGAGCUGAGAGAUGUUAUAAAUAAAUGGGAAGAAGACCAGUUCAAGAGUACCAAAGAAUCCUUGCUGCAACAAAUUCAGCACACUUUUGAUUGUUUUGAAAGUGAACUCUGCAGUCUGAGAGGCAGUGUAGCAGGUGGUUUUCCCAACGUUCCUGGCAUCGAUCCUUUAUCUGGAGGUGUCAGUUUCCUGGGUCGAGUUUAUGUGAAACUCAGCUGGUUCGUCCACAAGUGGAUCCUCCCUUUCAGUUCGAUCUUUAAACCUGGAUUCCUAUCAUCAGAUUCUCAGUCAUCAUGGAAACAAAUGGAAAGAAGCUAUCAGUGGAGUAGUUCUGACUCAUACGAUGAAGUGAAGCAGCUCAGUGCAAAAUACCUAAGUGCGGCCGCUAAAGAGAGUUUCCUCAAGCCUUUCGUAAAGAGAAGACUACAUGAGGCCGAGCAGUAUCUGAGCCAUAUUGAAACCCUUAUUCUUGAGCAUAUCGAAGCUGAAAAGAGGCUGCUUGUAGAAAUUUCCGAUGAUAGGCGCUCAAAAAGUGCGAUUACAACAACCUACCAACUAAUUCUCAAAGAGGCAUCAGAUAUUCAAGAGAAAGUAGCAUUUUUUGGGCUAAGAGAAGCUGGCACAGCAAACAUCUGCAGUGAGUGGUUGGACUUGAAUCAAGGGUCAUAUAACCUCGUCGCUGGAAAAUUUUCCUCAGUAUACCAGGGAAAGAUGACAAGGCAUGGAGAAACACAAACUGUGGCAUUGAGGGUCUUCCGAGAAGUCCGCCUCGCCAAACAUGCAAGCCGUGUCAUUCAGGAGGCAAAUCAAUUGAGUAAACUCAAUCACCCCCAUCUUGUCAAGUUUUAUGGUACUGCUGUCGUCAAUGAAAAAGACGAUAUAAAGGCAAUCUUGGUGAUGGAGUUGUGCAAAGGAAACCUGGAAAACUACUUCAAAUCUCACCGAAUAUUACGCCCUCGAUUACCUCCUAAUCGAGAACACGUACGUCAAGCUUUCAAGUGGAUGAUAGAAAUAUGUUCUGCUCUUGACUACAUACACAACAAGAAAGUUGUCCACUGGGAUCUUAAGCUAGAGAAGAUCUUGUUAUCAGAAGACAACACGGUGAAACUAUACGAUGUCAGCGUUUGUAAAGAAGCAGAUUCCACCAAAGGGAAGUUCAAGGGAACUCCUCGAUGUAUGGCACCUGAAGUCCUCCGUUUCGAGUUGAAUGAUUUCAAGGCAGACAUCUACAGCUUUGGAAUCAUGCUAUGGGAGAUCUGGUUUGGACAACGAGCAUUUGAUGCUGAUCGUCAACACGACAAUCAACUUUUCAUCAACUUGGUUAGUGCAGGGGGUCGUCCAAGAGAAUAUAGCUGGUUUGGGAAGCCUCCACCCCUCUGGAAAGAGCUCAUGGAAGAGUGCUGGCAUGGAGACCCAGAAAAACGUCCGACAGCAAAGGAAUGUGAACAAAUAGUAACCAAACUUUCUAAUGAAUGGAGUGGUUAA